CGGAAGUGAUCGUGUCGGAGGGGUAAAGAGAGCCGUUACCCUGAAUAACGAUUAGAUAUACCCCGAAUCCUCGAUUUAAAGUUCUAGAACGGGGUCGUUGUAGGGGGCAGCGAUAUUCAGGUAUUGCAACGAAAACAAUUGACGCAGACGUAAGCCAUACUCGUCAGAAUGAAUACAUUCUGUCGUAAAACCCGUCCCUAGUGUUUACAGUCUUUCUUUAUGGAACUAAUCGUUGUUGUGAUUUCAAAUCAGUGCAACUAUUUCUAAAACUUCGAUAGUGAUUGUUUGAUUCUUCAAUCGAUUCACUCGAGUUCGACUGGAACGUAUAAUAAAAAUCUAGUUCACAUAAAGAUACUUCAUUGUAUUCCUGAGUGGGUUACUUCAAACUAUAAUCUCUUGUUACGAAAAUGGCGAAUUGUCCGAAUCGCCGAUAUUCGUACGAAAAUUCAUUACAUUUUUACAUGGAUUACACGAAGUGAACUUCUCUCCAACUCUGAUGCGGAAGAACUUUAUUGGGGCCAAGUAAGACGAAUAAAUUUCGAAUAGUCAGAAAGAUGGAUGCAACAAUUGAAAGGGAGUGCAGUGCUUUGGGUGGCCUUUUUCAACAGAUUAUAACUGACAUGAAGAAUGGGGCUCCAUUAUGGGAGGAUUUAAUUUCAAAAGCAACAAAACUACAUUCAUGCUUAAGGGCUGCUAUUUUGGCUGUGUCUGCAUAUCUUGAAACAUUUCAAAAAAUUGCUGAUGCUGCAACUAAUGCAAGAGGUGCCACAAAAGAAAUUGGUACUGCUUUGACACGGAUAUGCCUUAGGCAUAAAGCAGUAGAAACACGUAUGAAAUCAUUUACCAGUGCUAUAAUGGAUUGCUUGGUAUUACCUCUUCAAGAGAAAUUAGAAGAUUGGAAAAAAUCUUUAAUAAACUUAGAUAAGGAACAUGCCAAAGAAUACAAAAAAGCGAAAGCAGAGUUAAGAAAACGAUCUACUGAUACGUUACGUUUGCAAAAGAAAAAAGCGCGUAAAAGUCAACAUUUACAAGGACAGACUCAGUGUCAUGGUCCAUUAUCAGGGGACAUUGAAUUAAAUCGAAUGUUAGAAUCUUCCGCUGCUGUGGUUCAAGAAAAACGAUUAAGCUUAGAAGAAACUGAAAGAAGAGCUGUUCGAGCAGCUCUACUCGAAGAAAGAGGCCGAUAUUGUCUUCUUGCUAGAUUUUUAAAACCUGUACUUGAUGAAGAAAUUGCAAUGUUAAUGGAACUCACACAUCUUCAAGAAGUUUCUGAUCAAUUACAACGACACGCAGCCUCUCCGCAUCAUUUGCCACCCGCAUCAGAGCAAGUGAUAACAGAUAUAAAAGGUUGCGAUGUUACACAAUGGUCGCUUGCUACGCCUCCUUCAAGUCCUUCUCUAUCUCUUGGAUCACGGAAAAGUUCAAUGUGUUCAAUCAGUUCUUUAACAAGUAGCAGCAGUGGGUCUUGCAAAAGUCAUCCAAGCCCAUCUGGACAUCCUUGGCAUAGAUCACUUUCUCAGCCUGCCGGUGUCAGGCCCUCCAGCAUCAGUGGUAUGAUGACGCUCCGCCACUUGGCAAACGGUAGUUCCCGUGACUCUGGCUUCACUUCUCAGGACACACUGUAUACACAACCAAUUUCUGAACAUCAGGUAUCAAAUGUGUCUUCUCAAACUAAUAAAAAUACUGGUUGUACUACAACAAGACCUGUAACUACUGCUACUUGGCCUGACUUGCAGGAAACGUCAGUUCAGUAUGAUAGGCAAAAUCAGAACACAGUCAACGAACGACCCCAUACUAUUUCUUCUGCUUAUGAAAAAGGCCAUCAAAGACCAGCACUCAGUGUCUACACAUUCCAAGCUCCGGAUGUUAGUGGCUGUUGUCAUAGUCAACCUGCUUCUCCAGUUUCUUCUUCCUCUUCAUGUUCUUCCUCUAAUCAAGCAUCUAGAGUACAACUGCGUAGGAAUAAUGGUAGUAAUCGUCCUCCUAUACCGAACAGAUGUUCCAGUUUAGAACGACCUACGGUUCCAAUGAAGAAUGAACCCCCCGGAAGUCCUCGAGGCAAACCUAAAUUACCAUUGCCAGCACACUUAGCAAAAGAAUUAGCAACCCAUCAACUUCAACAGCCAAUGUAUGUGAACAUGCACGAAUUGGCAAAUUUAGCCGCAAGCCGCGCUCAAGAAAUGCAGUUACCGUUACCACCACCUCCUGCAUCGCUAUCAACACCAGGAACUGAGAAGACUGAAGUUACGGAAAAAGAUGGCGGAAGUCAAACAUCAGAAUCCAGCGUUGAAUCUAGUAGUGGGUAUGGAAGUCAAACCACUAUACCCCAUUCACAUUCGCUUCAAAAUCAAAAUGAGAAUAAUUGGAAUGUACCUGGUGCUGCAUCUACUUUGAUGAUUCGAAGAGGAUCGAUGCAGCAAGCGAUCAAACCUCCUCCGCCAACAAGACGUACAUCUACUAUUAUAACUGCCACAUUUAAUAAUCCUUCAUCAACUUCUAACGAUGAACGUACUGAUAAUACUUGCGACGAGGUUGAAAAUCUUCCUCCGCCACCAGCAUUUUUAUUAGAAGGUUCUUCGCCAACGGCCAGCCCUACUCCUCAACGAUCUAUCUCGGUCUCAGAAACAGUAAGGACUCUCACAGAACUGCGUCAUACUCCUGCUAGCCCUUCUCUUUUACGGAAAGCUACAGGACAGACACAGUCGCAUAACAAUACAUCUACUACGUUACAACACAAUGCUGUAUUACAAGUUACUCGAACGAAUGUUGAACGUUCAUGUGCGGCCAUUCGUUCAGCUUCUCAAGAGCGUGGUUCGAAUACCACCACGCAAGUGACUGGAAUCAGCACGAGUGUUAACAUUCAAGGGCAAGGUCCGGGUGGGGUAGGUCAAAGCUUUAUGGCUGUUCUCAGUGCUAAGCUUAUUAAUAGCACGGGUAAUAAUAAUACCACAACUGGUAACAACACGAGUAACAGUCCUAAAUCAGCAAGGAAACACUCUGUCGAACAACAGAUAAGUAAUAAAAAUACCAAAACACCGUCUGGUUUUCUUGAAACUUUAAAUGCUAAAUUAGCGCAACAACAGCAAACUUUACAAGAAUUGUUAAAAUGUGUGCAUUUACUAUUGUUCGAGUAUUUGCUAUGAAGAGUAUUGGGUCAACAUUUCGUCCCAGUAUUUGCGUUCUGCCUGGGCAAUGCUGUUCCAGUAUCGGUAAAUAUUAAAGUAAACGUGUAUGUGUGUCUCAGAGCGGCGAAAAAUGGAUGGUACGAUGGUUUUUCUUUUACUUUGGCAAACAUUAUACACCUUCAGCGCAUUGAAUAACAAACUUAUACUGAUAAGUAUCUCACUGUAAAACAAAGUAUUAUUAAUCACAUUCGUCUCGUUUCUUUAAGUUAAACGCUCGCGACUAAGAUUUUAUAAUCACUAUUGUAUCGCGUUAUUUAUUAGUACAACUUGUGGUAUGCAGUAUCGAGCAUAGUCGGUUUCCCGAGGAAAGCUUAUCAUGCUCGGUAUUGUACUACACUAUUUUCGAAACGAACGUUUCCGUAGGCGAAUACGAGAUACCUGACUUGUAUCGAAUACUUUUAAAACUCUCUACCGACUGAACUGAAAACGCUACUGCCAAUUUCUCUAAACAUUCUUCUUCGACGUUCCUUUUAUUCCUGAUGGCAAUUAGAUUUUACGUUUCUUUUUUAGCGACCAGCAGGUUUCGUAGCGUACAAUAUAAAUAAUCUUUUAUUUAUUUCGAGGAAACUGCAUCUUACCGUUUACAAAUGAUAAUAGAAAUAAUGCUACACUUCCGCAGUUGAUACUGUUUAGAUAUUUAAUGCUGACAAAACAAUAAACAUGGGUGUUCGUAGUAGAUAGUACGAAUAAUUAAAAAAUGAAAAAAAAUGAACAAAAAAAAAGAAGAUAAACGAACAUUGUACGAAAAGAAAACACGAUCCGUAGAUGUUCAGAACUGUGUUUUAAUCCGAUCAGCAUUAAACGACAACACUCUUAGUACGUUAAUGAAAUAAAGUAAAUAGAUAACCGUACAGUCCGCUGUAAGAGAAUAAUAUAUAAUGUAGCUAAAGUUCGAGAAGUGAUUGUUAAUUUGUAAUAAUUAUUUCAGUAGCAGAUCAGAUGAAAAAGAUAAUAAAUAGAUAUGUAACAGAAA
Molecule: messenger RNA, 4158 nt
Organism: Osmia bicornis bicornis
Lineage: Eukaryota; Metazoa; Arthropoda; Insecta; Hymenoptera; Megachilidae
Product: protein MTSS 2
Exons: 14
Coding region: 555-3143 (862 amino acids)
Biological process (GO): plasma membrane organization; cell projection assembly
Cellular component (GO): actin cytoskeleton; cytoplasmic side of plasma membrane
Molecular function (GO): phospholipid binding; actin binding
Source: RefSeq, a predicted model, not a curated record